AAAGCUGGCUGGGUUCGAGGCUUUUCUAUUCAUGGCGGUAUUCGGAAUUUCCGGUAAAUUUCCCGUGCGCAUGCGCUUGAGAAAGAAACGGAAGUAUGAAAGUUUUGACGAAAUUUAGGACAGGUUUGAAAGGUACUUGUACUUCUUGUACUUGUGUUUGAUAACAAGUGGCUCUGAGAACAUUGAGAUAAUAUUCUAUUCAUCACACAAAUAACCGGAAUAUAAUAUUUUGGUACCUUGGAUCGGUGGAUCCAAUGGGAUGUUUUAUAUCACUUGCGAGAUAAAUUAAAAAACAUGGAAGAGUUUCUUGAUGAAAAAGAAUCUAAAGAACGCACAUUUGUGUUGAUUAAGCCCGAUGGAGUACAACGUGGUUUUGUUGGAAAAAUUAUUCGACGUUUCGAAGAAAAAGGAUUUCAACUUUCUAAUUUGAAAAUGACGUGGGCUUCGGAAGAUAAAAUGAAGCAGCAUUCAAUACAUCUAAAGACAAGGCCGUUUUUCAAAAGCUACAUAAAAUAUAUGACCUCUGGUCCUGUGAUUUUAAUGGUUUGGGAAGGAAGAAAUGCUAUAAGAGCUGCCAGACUUUUGAUUGGAGAGACAUUUCCACAUAAUUGUUCUCCUAAAAUGAUUCGAGGAGAAUUUUCUCUCUAUGUUCGCCGAGGAAUCAUCCACGGAUCAGAUUCUAUGGAAGCAGCUAGUAGAGAAAUAGAAUUAUGGUUUGGUGAUGAGUCUCCAAUACCGAUAUUUCGAAUGUAAUAAUAAUUACAGAAAUAAUGAUGAUAUUAAAAUAAAAAUAUAUCUUUAUAAUUCAAUUAUAUUUCGAUGCUCUUAGAUUUGAAGCUGAUUAAUACUUCAAAAUGUAGCGAUUUUUAAUUGUAACCAUUAAAAAUGAAAAUUAUAAAAUUUUACUUUAUAUUACUCAAAAUAAAUAGUUUCGACCAC
Belonocnema kinseyi is the source of this 939-nucleotide messenger RNA. RefSeq names its product nucleoside diphosphate kinase A-like. Gene Ontology annotation, biological process: UTP biosynthetic process; GTP biosynthetic process; CTP biosynthetic process. The transcript is spliced from 4 exons. The record is from RefSeq and is a predicted model, not a curated record. Lineage: Eukaryota; Metazoa; Arthropoda; Insecta; Hymenoptera; Cynipidae. Gene Ontology annotation, molecular function: nucleoside diphosphate kinase activity. Bases 295 to 753 code for a protein of 152 amino acids.